AUGAGAUUCUGUGCCUUUGCUUUAUUAGCUCUUGUUGUAAUUGCUGCUGCCUAAUAAGAUACUUCUACUAAUGAUAAUAGAGAAAAUUAAUAUAGUCAAUCUAAUUAUGAUGAAGAGGAAUUUGAUUUGUAUUUGAAGGAAUAUAAUUCUAUAUGCGAAAAUCUUAGUGGCUAAAAAUUUACUGAUUGUGAAAAAUAAUUAGAAUAUAUCUCAUAAUGCUACUAUUACUGUGUAGGAAACGAAAUUGAUUUUAAUAUGUGUUAUAAAAAUGAUUGCUAAACCGAAAAUGAAAAGAUAUAAGCUUUCUUUGAUAAGUAGCUUCUUACAUUUAACACUGAAAUAAAUAUGAAGGAAUAAGAAUCUAUAUGCGGCAAACUUAGUGGCUAAUAAUUUACUGAUUGCGAAAAAGAAUUGAAAUUAAUCACAUAAUGCUACUAAUAAUGUAAAUAAUCUAAUGAAUAAAAGGAUAAUGAAUUUAUCAUGUGUUAUAAAUCCGAUUGCUAAUCCGAAAAUUAAUAGAUAAAAGCUUACUUUGAUAAGUUGCUUCCUAAUACUAGCACUGGAAUAGAUACUCCUUCCACUAGUAAAGAUGAAAAGAAAAUUGAUUUAGACUAGGAGAACAUCAAUAAUACUGAAACUCCAUGCCAAGCUGGUAGCGAAGAAGCAAUAAAAGCUUGUCAAGAAGAAUUAAACAAACUCGAAAACUGCUUAACUUAAUGUACUGAGCAAAAUAAAGAAAACACUUAUGAAGUUAUCAGAUGCUAUAAAUCGAACUGCAAAUCCGAAAAUAAUGAUGUCUAAGAUUACUUUGAAAAGAAGAUUGCUAGUAUGAACACUGGAAUUAGCAUUCUUGCUUUUACUGUCAUAGUUUCAGUUCUCUCUUUAUUAUUAUGA
Messenger RNA from Tetrahymena thermophila SB210, 894 nucleotides. Its product is annotated as transmembrane protein, putative. NCBI's taxonomy places the organism in Eukaryota, Ciliophora, Oligohymenophorea, Hymenostomatida, Tetrahymenidae. The record is from RefSeq and is a predicted model, not a curated record. The transcript has a single exon.